This is a messenger RNA of Synchiropus splendidus (mandarinfish), 3031 nucleotides long. It is a transcript of the gene zc3h12aa, whose product is annotated as endoribonuclease ZC3H12A. Bases 125 to 1831 code for a protein of 568 amino acids. Lineage: Eukaryota; Metazoa; Chordata; Actinopteri; Syngnathiformes; Callionymidae. Gene Ontology annotation, biological process: nuclear-transcribed mRNA catabolic process, RNase MRP-dependent; 3'-UTR-mediated mRNA destabilization. Gene Ontology annotation, molecular function: mRNA binding; RNA endonuclease activity; metal ion binding. Gene Ontology annotation, cellular component: cytoplasmic ribonucleoprotein granule; nucleus. The record is from RefSeq and is a predicted model, not a curated record. The transcript is spliced from 6 exons.
GAAAACGUCAGCAAGAGGUGAGUUCUCUCGUCAACUCUCCAGACUGUUUCCGCUGUUUGCGGAUCAGUUGGCUUAUCAAUCCGAUCGCAGACUUAAAGCUGUUCUCAAGAAGUUUUCCCCCAAGAUGGAUUCCGUGUUGUCACAUCAACGCUCUGGUCCUGAACCAAAGCACGAGGAGCUCCAGCAACAUGUGCUCUUCUUCAGAAAACUGGGCUACUCCACACCCCAGGUGAAAGCGGCUCUGAGUAAACUGGGCCUAAACCCUGACACCAACUCUGUCUUGGGGGAACUGGUCCAGACCAGCACGCCUCAUAUAUCCCGUGGGAGCUUCAGUAAGAGGAGCUCAGUUCGUUCUGAUGAAGCACCCCACCCCAACCCGCUGACACCCUCAAAACAUCUUGGGGAUAGCAAGAUGGAGGAUUCGGAUCUGAGGCCAAUUGUUAUAGAUGGCAGCAAUGUUGCCAUGAGUCACGGAAACAAGGAAGUGUUUUCCUGCCGAGGCAUCCAACUUGCCACCAACUUCUUUCUGGAGAGAGGUCACAGAAGUAUUACAGUGUUUGUUCCCACAUGGAGGAAGGAGCAGCCCAGACCUGACGCUCCAAUAUCUGAUCGACACAUUCUAAUAGAGCUUGAGAAACAAAAAAUUGUAGUCUUCACUCCGUCACGCCGCGUCGGAGGGAAGCGAGUGGUCUGCUAUGAUGAUCGCUUUAUAGUCAAGCUGGCGUACGAGUCGGACGGUGUGAUCGUGUCCAACGACACCUACCGGGACCUGCAGGGUGAAAGACCUGAAUGGAAGAAAUGCAUCGAGGAGAGGCUCCUCAUGUAUUCAUUUGUCAAUGACAAGUUCAUGCCCCCAGAUGAUCCUCUUGGCCGCCAUGGUCCGAGUUUGGAUAACUUACUCAGGAAAAAGCCUCUGCCAGCUGAGCAGAAAAAGCAGCUCUGUCCGUAUGAUAAAAAGUGCACUUAUGGCAUCAAAUGCAAGUUCUUCCACCCCGAGCGGGUCAACCACUCCUACGUGUCGUUGGCCGACGAGCUGCGUGAGAAAGCAAACAUUUCCAAAGUGAGGGAAGCCAAAAUGUUACCUCAUUCUAUAUCUGAAGCCACACCUGGAAACAUUUUGCAACAAUCAAAACAGGAGCAGAACUGGUCCUCGCUUCCUGCUCAAGUCAGUGUAAACAAGAUCCUCCAAUGGGAUGACCCUGGAAGGGGUUCCCAACUCUGGCCGGUAGCAACGGACCCCCUGUGGCUGAAUCACGGUCACACCAACGUUGCGUAUGAGCAUUUGGAUUCUGGCCUCGGCUCCUAUGAAAGUCUGCUCUCCGACUGCGACUCCCAUAGAGUUUACUUACCUCACCGACAGCACCCUUGUCAGAUCGAUUUGGAGCAGUCUGGGGGCUGCUAUUCACCUGUCCCACCCUCACUGGCCUUUGGUUACUUCCCUGAGUCACAGGUCCCAAACAUGCCAGUUAACCACCGUAGCCUUCCAUCCCAGCUCCGGUACAGCGAAAAGUCUGGUCAUCAUCACUAUCAUUGGUCAAACCCCUUCCAAGGAGAGCGCCAAGUAAGAACGUCAUGUAGUCCUCAGUCAUCCACCCAAGCUCCAGAGCUGAGCAGCUUCAGCUGCUCCUCUGAUGGACAUCACACCUGGAGACAUCAGCCUCAGAGAAAGGAGGCGUUGGACCCACAGAGGCUGGAGCUUCGCCAGAAACUCCAUACUAUCUUCAACCCUCAUCAGGUGGAUGCGGUCAUGGAAAUGUUCCCUCAUUUGACUGAUACCGAGAAGCUCGCUGUAAAAAUCCUCAACUUCAAAGCUCAGGGAAGCUUUUACUGAGUCAGAAGAUAUAAGAAUAUGAGAUGCUUGAAGCGAUGGGCUUAUGAGGCUUCGUGAAACAGUCUCCUUCUUUUCAGAACCCCCCUAGAUGGCGCUCUCAGCUCUAAAAUAUUUGGGUUUGCUCAACCAUUCUAUUGAAAAUGUGCAUCAUUUAUGUACCAAGAUUCUACUGAACUGCGAACACAAGGCCACUGUUUCAUGAAGCUUCAUCUACCCAUCACUAGAUUAGCGUGUAUUUUAUUGUGUGAAACUCACACAAACUUGAUUUUGACAUUUGGCUUCAACUGUUGCAGUGUUUUUUGGGGCUUAUAGUGUAAGAGGAGGGAGUUUUUCUUCUUAGAAGACUUGGGUGUACAAUGUACAUCAUGAAUUAAAUCAGCUACAAUGAUGAGAAGAUAAAGGUGGUUGAAAAUGUAUCAACUAAUUCAUGAAUGGACAGAUGGACAAUGUGGUACAAAGGGUCAAAAACAUGACAAAAGUAAUAUUUCUGCAACAUCUUGUGCAGAGGUUUGUUUUGAAUUCCCAAGAAAACAUUUGCAAUAUGACUGCAUGGUUGAUAUCUAUAUAUUUAGCUAGCUGGAUGAUAAGGGUCACAGUUGGCACAAGGAAUCAUAUGCAUGGUUACGGAAGAACCUGGAUCACUUUCCCCAGUCUCAGUUGAAUAUUCAGAUUUUCCUUCAUAGUUACUAAACUGUUAACACAGAUUUUGCAAAAUAAGCUCAACAUACCAUCCAUACAGUAAGUUUUAUGGUUGGUUACUUAUUUGCCACUGAUUGUUUCUAUAUACUCCAUUCACACAACUGAAAGUGUGACUAACCUGGUCUCGAUAGAUAAGAAUGAUUCGACACAUGAUGUCUGUCUUGGAUUGUUGAGGCAGUGUUGUGUUGACUUAUGUAGAUCAACAGUCAAAAUAAAAUUCUAAGAAUUUGUGUAGAACUUUUGUAACCUGAGGUCAUUGGGGGACAAAGUGUCUCUAGAGUUAUGGUGAUAACCAACAUUUCUGAUACAUAUUGUGUCUAGUUUUUAUGCUUAAGAAAGUUCUCAUGUUGUAAGAAGUAUUAGGUUAGAGUUUUCUUUCAAGUUUUAGCGCGAGCGACAGUGUUUAAAUCAUGUAAUCACAAAUGCUACUGGAGAAUUAUCUAGCCACUGAGACUUCCUGUGAAUCGAGAAAUACUUCAGAAACAAAUGUAAAUUUAAAAA